AUGUCUCUCAAGAACGACGCAUUCCCUUCCUCCGAGGCCUUCGAGGCCAUCAACGCCGCCCUCAGCAGCAGCGAAGCCGACCGCAAGGACGCCAUCAAGAACGGCAAGGCCGUCUUCGCCUUCACCCUCAAGAACAAGGCCGGCGAGACGGCCAGCUGGCACAUUGACCUCAAGGAGAAGGGCACGGUCGGCACUGGCGUCGGCGAGAACCCCACCGUCACCCUGUCUCUCUCCGACGAGGACUUUGGCAAGCUCGUCACCGGCAAGGCUCAGGCCCAGCGUCUCUUCAUGUCCGGCAAGCUCAAGGUCAAGGGCGACGUCAUGAAGGCUACCAAGAUGGAGCCCAUUCUCAAAAAGGCCCAGACCAAGGCCAAGCUGUAA
Molecule: messenger RNA, 381 nt
Organism: Trichoderma aggressivum f. europaeum
Lineage: Eukaryota; Fungi; Ascomycota; Sordariomycetes; Hypocreales; Hypocreaceae
Exons: 3
Coding region: 1-381 (126 amino acids)
Cellular component (GO): cytosol
Source: RefSeq, a predicted model, not a curated record